This is a messenger RNA of Vigna umbellata (rice bean), 1007 nucleotides long. NCBI's taxonomy places the organism in Eukaryota, Viridiplantae, Streptophyta, Magnoliopsida, Fabales, Fabaceae. The record is from RefSeq and is a predicted model, not a curated record.
AUUAACCUAGAAUUCUUAUUCCAUUUCAGCGGUAGGUUAUCGAACAUUGCAGAAGUGCAAUGGGACGUGUGAUUCGUGCACAGCGUAAGGGUGCGGGUUCAGUCUUCAAGUCCCACACCCACCACCGCAAGGGACCGGCUCGCUUCCGGAGCCUGGACUUCGGGGAGCGGAAUGGCUACCUCAAGGGUGUCGUUACCGACGUCAUACACGACCCUGGCCGCGGUGCCCCACUUGCCAAGGUGACUUUCCGCCACCCAUUCAGAUACAAGAAGCAAAACGAGCUCUUCGUUGCCGCCGAAGGCCUUUAUACGGGUCAGUUCAUAUACUGUGGCAAGAAGGCCACUCUCGUAGUUGGUAAUGUUUUGCCCCUUCGCUCUAUCCCUGAAGGAGCUGUUAUAUGCAACGUUGAGCACCAUGUCGGUGACCGUGGUGUCUUUGCUAGGGCUUCCGGCGAUUAUGCCAUCGUUAUCAGUCACAACCCUGAUAAUGACACCUCUAGGAUUAAGCUUCCAUCUGGGGCGAAGAAGAUUGUCCCAAGUGACUGCAGAGCCAUGAUUGGGCAAGUUGCAGGUGGUGGAAGGACUGAGAAGCCUCUUCUUAAGGCUGGAAAUGCUUACCACAAGUUUAGGGUGAAGAGGAAUUGUUGGCCCAAGGUGCGUGGUGUUGCUAUGAAUCCUGUUGAGCAUCCUCACGGAGGAGGUAACCACCAGCACAUUGGUCAUGCCAGUACUGUCAGGCGUGAUGCUCCUCCUGGUCAAAAGGUUGGUCUGAUUGCCGCUAGGAGGACUGGUCGUCUUAGAGGACAAGCUGCUGCAACUGCUGCCAAGGCAGAUAAGGCUUAAGGAGAGUGUUGUUAGGAUUGGUAUAUUUGAUUGCUCGUUUUUCAGUUUUGUUUUUCUUUCUCUCAUAGAUUGUUAUGUUAAUCUGUUUGUCCUCUCUUUUUAGAACCAUUUUCUGCCCAAAACAUGGAGUUUUUAAUAGACGGUCAUUUAUAUUUGUUUGAAUUA